AGACGCGGUGAUGGGAUGGGUGGCGCAGACAGUGGCAUGGGGUGUGUGCUCGCGGGUGGUGGUGGCAGUGGUCAUGGCUGCAGCCGCUGCUUGUCUUCCGCCCUUUGACGCCUCGGGCAGUCGGGCUGCUCUCGGCCACGCCGCCAACUGGGACGGCAUCUACUACACCGCCAUCGCCGACCGCGGAUAUGUGUAUGAGCACGAGAUGGCGUUCUUUCCGGGAUGGCCGUUGCUUCUUCGUGCAGUGGUCGCUGCGUCUGCUGGCUGGCUCUCGCCGCCUCUCGCUGGCGCCCUCAUCGCCAGCGUCGCCGGCAUCGCGGCAGCUCUCGCCGUCGCCUGGUCCGCUGGCCUUGUGUAUGAAGCCAGCAAAGGCUCAAAGUGGCUUCACGGCUCGGGCGUGACGCGUGAAACGUUUAUGGCUACGGCGGGCAGGCUCCAUGCUCUCUCGCCCGCAUCGGUCUUUGGAUCUGUGGCCUACACCGAGGCGCCGUUUGCGGCGGUUGCCUUUGCCGCCGUUGCCGCCUAUCUGUGGCUGGCUACGCCUGCGCGGCGUAAUGACUCGACGGCCUCACGGGUGCUGGCUAGUGUGAGCCUGGUUGUUGCGGGCGUUGGAGCUGGAUCGCUCCGCUCAAACGGUAUGUUGCUAUCGGGCCUCGCCGUCGCGCUUUGUGUCCGCGCCGCGACUGCGCCAGCGGGAUCGACACUGGGUCGGCUCGCAGUCUGUGCUGCCUGGCUUGGGGCAUCUGCGAUUAUGGUUGUUCCUUACCUUGCCUUUCAGGUUUGGGGGGCUUCGGAGGUCUGCGGCAGUGGCGUGGUGGCUCACGAUGUGCGCCCACACUGCGGCGCCUCGAUCGUAGCGCCGCUCAAGCUCUACUCGUACAUCCAGGCCACGUACUGGGGCAACGGCUUUCUGGCCUACUACGAGUGGAAGCAAGUGCCCAACUUUGCACUUGCUGCGCCGAUCCUCGUUGGCUCGAUGGCCGCCAUCGCUUGCUACGGCACUUGGCUUGUGCGCGGAUGGCGGGUCCGUCUAGCCGCGCUGGUUGCUGGCCGCGAUCCAGUGGGCGUCCUUGUACUCCAUUGGGCGUUUCUCGUUGCCGUUGCUACGCUUUUUAUGCACAUCCAGGUUGCGACCCGGAUGCUGUGCUCGUCGACGCCAUGCGUCUUCUGGGCCUCGGCCUGGCUCCUGCACAACCCGCGCCACAAUCGAUGGGCUGUCGGGCUUGUGGCCUAUGGCGUUGUGUGGAACACGCUCGGCGCGAUCAUGUUCCCCACCUUUUAUCCGUGGACGUAGGUAGUGACUUGUCCCGCCAAUGCAAUGAACAAGCUGUUGGGCUCUG
Molecule: messenger RNA, 1340 nt
Organism: Thecamonas trahens ATCC 50062
Lineage: Eukaryota; Apusomonadida; Apusomonadidae
Product: glycosyltransferase family 76 protein
Exons: 1
Coding region: 11-1294 (427 amino acids)
Biological process (GO): GPI anchor biosynthetic process
Cellular component (GO): endoplasmic reticulum membrane; mannosyltransferase complex
Molecular function (GO): alpha-1,6-mannosyltransferase activity; GPI mannosyltransferase activity
Source: RefSeq, a predicted model, not a curated record